Molecule: messenger RNA, 1488 nt
Organism: Cucumis sativus (cucumber)
Lineage: Eukaryota; Viridiplantae; Streptophyta; Magnoliopsida; Cucurbitales; Cucurbitaceae
Product: ABSCISIC ACID-INSENSITIVE 5-like protein 2
Exons: 3
Coding region: 699-1313 (204 amino acids)
Biological process (GO): positive regulation of DNA-templated transcription
Cellular component (GO): nucleus
Molecular function (GO): DNA-binding transcription factor activity
Source: RefSeq, a predicted model, not a curated record
CUAAAAUUUUACAUAAUUUUCAAAGCUUAGAAAAACGAAUUCCAUCAAUUUAUAAUACUUGAAUUAGAUAGAAUAAUUGCUAAUUAUAGUAUGCUUAGUACGUCUUAUAGAACAACUUUACCUAAUACUAUUUCUAUUUUCUCAUUUCAAUUCCAACCGAUAAAACGGGUUAGACUUUGAGAUGUAAAUCUUAAAGGAACAAGGAUGGUGAUAGAGACGUGAGAUAUUCAUCCUACUACUAAACACUUCUACUAACCUAUGCCUACGUUGCAGCAAUGAGUAUAAUAUUUGCAGAUUUUUUAUGGCAUAUGCUAAAUGGUUUUUUUAUGUGUAACCACGUUCUUGUGAAAGGAAAGAAAGUGAAAAGCAGAGUGGUAAUAUUAGAAUGAUUUUUAAGCCUUAGAAUUUCCAUCUUUUAUAUCCCACAAAAUUAGCAAGGAUAUCAGGUUUUGCUGUUGGACUGAAUAAACUGCUCUCUUUUUCUCUCUCUAAAAUAUAGGAUCCCCUUCAACAAAUCAUCAUCUGCCAGAUCCUUUCCUAUCUGAUUUAUGAGUUUCUCCUCAAAACUUCCCACCAAUUUCCCUUCUUUCACUUCUUUCAUCAUUUUUCUCACUCUGCAGAUUUUGAAGUAGCUGAUAGGAACAUUAAACACAAGUGGUACGGUGCAGGGGAAGAAGAAACCAGUAUUAGGAUAGGAAAUGAAUUUAGAUGAAUUAGUUUUGAGGAAUGUGAUGUCUGUGGAAGAGGCAGAGCUAGUACAUAACUCUUCUUCUUCACCUCCUGCAGCAGCCACAGUUUCGUUGUUUCUCGGAAAAAGGAACAAGGACAUUAAACCGCAGCCUGAUCCAAUGGCUGAGGCUUCGGCCUCCGCAGAAGGGAUGGAUUGGAUUCAUUACCAACGAGCAUUGUUGAUUGAUUCCAAGUUGCCAGUUUCUCAAGGUGUUUACAAUCAUGGGAGUGUAGCAGGUAUUGGUGUUUACAAUAUGGAAGCCAUGUCAAUGACAACGUCAGCCUCGUCGAACUCAGAUUUCCAAGAAGGUAAUAAUUGUGGACGGAAACGAAGACAGGUGGAUGAUAUGAAGGAGAAGACCAUUGAAAGAAGGCAAAGGAGGAUGAUCAAGAAUCGUGAGUCUGCUGCAAGGUCCAGAGCCAGAAAACAGGCUUAUACGAAUCAGCUGGAGCACGAAGUAUCUUGCUUGAAGAAAACAAAUAGUUGGCUGAGAAAGCAAGAGGAAGCAGAAGGACUAUUUUCUUCAAAUCCAAUCCCAAUGCCAAGACACCAACUGCGGCGCACCAGCUCGGCCUUCUUCUAGCUCCUGAUCUUCACAAGCAGACCUGACUCUGUUCUCUCUCUCAAGUUUUUUCUAGUUAGAUUAUUUUGAAACACAUAGAACUUUACUUUCCUUCUGUUUCAUGUAGAAAAAAAUACUCUGAUGGAAAAUAUCUUUGCUUGUGAAUGCAGUUCCUAUUCUUCCCCUUUUGCCUUCU